AUGGGAGGCGUCUAUGAGUGUGUGAAGGAGGCGAUUGUCUGCCCUCCCGGUCUCCCAAAGGCCAAUCCCACAAUCUCAUCUUGGCAGAGCCCACCUGACCCUGUGUCCAAUGUCCGGUCUGCAGUUCUUCCUGAGGAGGUGGAUAUUGCCAUCAUCGGCUCGGGAAUCACUGGAUGCAGUACAGCCCGUGCCAUCGUCAGCCAUCAGACUGGAUCUGCGAUGCGUGUUGCGGUUCUUGAAGCCCGUACGGCAGUCAGUGGUGCAACUGGCCGCAACGGAGGUCACCUCAUCUCCGACACAUGGGGACUGUUUCCUGAACUGGUAGACGAAUUCGGUCUCGCAGAUGCCGUUGACAUUGCGCGGUUUUCGGCAGAGAAUAUAUCCACCCUAAGAAAGGUGGUCUCUGGUCUCAGUGAUGCUGAUCAGGAAACUGUCGAGUUUCGUGACGUGGCGGCUACAGCUUCGCUCUCGGAUGUACAGUCUUGGGAAGGGAGCAAGCGCGCUGCAGAAAUAUUUACUGAGGCGAUGGGACCCGAUUUCGCGAUCCAGAACGACUAUUCAUACGCUAACGGAGUGGGAUUUAUGAAACAACACGGCGCUGCAGCACUGAGUGCUUACAGAUUGGUGACUGCAGUCUGGAGACAGAUAUUGGACAAGCAUCCCAAAUCCAUCACGCUCGAAACUGAAACUCCAGUACUGUCAGUGGAGCCAGAGACUUGGCAGGGGAAAGACGGAUACCGAUUAACCACUCCCCGGGGCACUAUUCGAGCUUCCAAGGUCAUACACUGUACAAAUGGGUACGCUGCCAACCUAUUGCCGAAUCUCGUCGGGAAGCUUUACCCCCUACGAGGAACUAUGUCGGAACAACAACUUGGACCGUCCUUUCCUCAGUCCGGAGCGGAAUAUUCCUGGACCAGUACUGGUUUGGGAAACUAUGACAAGAAAUCAGAUGAACUUCUAGUGAACCUUUGGUAUGCUCAGCAAACCCCCAAGAGUAGGAAUCUCUUUAUUGGAGGAGAGCAUCAGCCGAUAAAAGAAAUGUUGAACGAUGAUGACUCAAAGAUAUCCUCUUCCGCGCGAGAUCACUUGAGCGCUAUCACUUCGAAAAUUUUCCAUAAUGCUGGGCCAACAAGUGUCCAAAACAUGUGGUCAGGUAUCAUGGGAUUUACGGCGGACUUGUUUCCAUUUGUGGGACCUCUGUCUAAUGAAAUGACUGGCCGUGAGGGGAACGGAGAGUUUAUAGCUGCGGGAUUCAGCGGGCACGGCAUGGAUAAGUGUUGGCUAUGUGGAGAGGCAGCUGCCCUGAUGGCUCUUGGAGAAGAUGUCCCAGCCGGAUUUCCGAAACCUUUUCUGGUCAGCAAUAGGAGAAUCCAAGACGGGACCCCAGAGGCUGCUGUUAGAGCAUUGGUUGAAAAUAUUGUUUGUCUCGCCAACACAUCCAAUGACGCUGCUGAAUAG
Clonostachys rhizophaga is the source of this 1458-nucleotide messenger RNA. The record is from the annotation of a GenBank genome assembly. NCBI's taxonomy places the organism in Eukaryota, Fungi, Ascomycota, Sordariomycetes, Hypocreales, Bionectriaceae.